GGACUUGACAAGAUGCCGGGUUCCGUGGCCGCCAUGUCCACGACCAGUGGAAGGAGCCAGACACGCUACCGCACUGUGAAUCACAACGCAGAUGUGGAUGAGACGCUGUUCGGCACUGCCAGAGAUAGGACAAUGCGGAAAGAGGAGGAGAGAGAAGUGAUGAUCGUGGGGAAGGACACGGUGAUGGUGCGGAAGCGUUACGACAGGCACGCGAAGGCGAGCCCCAAGGAGCAGGCGGUGGUGAUCGCCUCUUCCGAGCUCAACCGCCUCAGGGAGAACGCCAAGCUCCUAACCAAGGAGGAGGAGAUCGAGCAGAAGAAGCGCGAGGAGGAGGCCCUGGCGGAGCGCCAAGCGAAGUCCAUCGCCCGCAAGGAGAAGAUCAGGCAGAUGGAGGAGGAGCGCAAAAGGAACGCCAUCCAGAACGAGAAUGCCAAGGAUGCGCGUGGACCCAAGGGCGGCGUCCUCGAGAGGGCCAAGCAGAUGCUGGAUGAAGACAUGGAUGAUGUGAAACACAUGAAUCAGAUGAUGCUCUACUCCAAGAUCGUGACCAUCCGCGACGCCCAGAUCCAGGAAAAGCGCAUGGUGCAGGGUGAGCGAGAGGAAGAGGAGCGGCACCUGGAUGCCAUGAUGGAGAUCGAGCGGCUCAAGGCUCUGAAGAUGUACGAGGUGCGUGAGCAGGAGCGUCUGCAGAGCCAGCGGGCUGGGGCCAAGGUCAUCAUUGAGCAGAUCAAGGACCGCCAAGCUCAGCGCAUGAAGGAGGAGGAGCACCGCGACCAGGAGCGGUCCUUCGUGCUGAAGCAGAUCGAGUCUUUGAAGGCGGAGGAGAUCGAGCAACAGCAGCAGAAGAAGCUGGCAGCGGAGCGGCUUAUGCAGGAGGUGAACGAGGCCAACUCCGCGGCCAUGAAGAUCAAAGAGGAGCGCAUGCUCGCGGAGAAGCUGGAAGAGCAGAAGAUCAUCGAGUACCAGGAGGCCAAGGAGGCGCGGGAGCGGGAGCAGGAGGCCGAGAAGGCCCGCCUGGCGGCGGACAAGGAGCGGGAGACGGCCCGGCUCCGCGCCAUGCAAGAGAAGGCCCAGGACAAGGCCGCGGAGAUGGACGCGCUGCGGGCCAAGCGUGCCAUGGAGGCCGCCGAGCGCAGCGCCCGGCAGAAGGAGCAGGCGGAGAAGGAGAAGCAGGAUCGCAUGAACGCGGACCUCAAGGAGGCGCGGCUGCAGCAGCAGGCGGAGAAGGAGCGCCGCCUUGGGGAGCAGGCCAAGUUCGAGCGCGACGAGUUCGAGCGCAUCAUCGAGGUCCAGAUGCAGCAGGAGGAGGCUGAGCGCCAGAGGCAGGAGGAGGAGCACGGAGUGCGCAUCCGCCACUCGGAGGAGCUUCGCCAUCAGAUCUCGGCCCGCGAGGAGAAGGCCUACCAGGAGCGCCGGGACUUCCUGGAGGAGGGCAACGCGGUGCGGGCCUCCAUCGGCAACGAGCGCAAGAAGCUGGAGAAGAUCAAAGCGCGCAAGAUCGAAGAGUUGAAGAAGAGCGGGGUCCCGGAGAAGUACUGGGCGGAGCUCGCCAGGAAGAAAAUUUCCAUCUGAGCAUCGAAGAAUGCCCUUCUGCGCGGCCAGCAGGGAUGCAGCAGGCGCAUGCUCAAGG
Messenger RNA from Effrenium voratum, 1630 nucleotides. NCBI's taxonomy places the organism in Eukaryota, Dinophyceae, Suessiales, Symbiodiniaceae. The record is from the annotation of a GenBank genome assembly.